Psylliodes chrysocephalus is the source of this 1989-nucleotide messenger RNA. Lineage: Eukaryota; Metazoa; Arthropoda; Insecta; Coleoptera; Chrysomelidae. The record is from the annotation of a GenBank genome assembly.
CUUUUACCACAGCGAAUGCCUGUGUAGUUCAAAAGUUAUGAAGUCAUUAAAAAUCAAAAUUCAGAUGUUACUAAAAUUAUUUCCAAUAAUAAUUGUGUUAGUGAUGUUUCUGAAGGGAUCUAAAAGUGAUACUAUAUAUUCGUUAGAAACAAGAUAUAUCGAUGUACCAGUGGAUCACUUUUCGGCAAUGGGAUCAUAUAAAACGUUUAAAUUGAGAUAUCUCUUAAACGGAAAGCACUAUAUCAAAGGAGGCCCUGUUUUCAUUUAUACAGGUGGUGAACGAGAUAUAACAAUUGCAGCACAAAAUACGGGAUUUUUGUUCGAUAUUGCGCCCAUCUUCAAAGCGAUGUUAGUUUUUGUCGAACAUCGUUAUUAUGGAAAGUCGCUGCCGUUUGGAAACGCAUCAUUCUCAACUACCGAAAAUUUAAGAUACCUAAGCACAACACAAGCUUUAGCAGAUUUUUCAUUUCUUAUUGAUGAUUUAAAAGGGAAAAUCUUCGAAAAUGUUACAUCUUCCAAGAUUGAACCCUUUAUUGCCUUCGGAGGAUACUACGCUGGAAUGUUGUCAGCCUGGUUAAGAAUGAAAUAUCCAUUUUCUGUUAGGGGAGCUCUUACUUCGUCUGCACCUAUUUUCUAUUUUCCCGGACUCACGACUUGCGAAGGAUAUUAUCAGAUAGUUACGGAUAUGUUUGAGAAGCAUGGGCAAGAGCAAUGUGUCAAAACAAUUAAGCUUGGAUGGGACAUUAUUAUAAAUCAAUGUAAAACUAAAUUAGGUAUGGAUUUAAUUUCUUCAACAUGGAAACUUUGCAAUAAAAUCAGAACACCAGAAGACGUGAAUGCAUUAUUAGAUUGGUUGGCAAAUAUCUAUGUUAAAUUGUCAAUGACAAACUAUCACUAUCCUUCGGACUACUACAAACCAGUCCCAGCCUAUCCAGUGAAGAUCUUUUGUGAAAAACUUACCACAACCUUUGCCAGUGACACAAAAGGACUUAUUCAAUCAUUCGCUAAUGCUUUGGAAGUUUAUACUAAUUAUACAGGCAAAACGAUUUGUAAUAAUAUUUAUCAUAAACAGGAAGAUUUCAAUGAAAUUGCAUGGCAGUAUCAAACUUGUACAGAGCUGAUAAUGCCCAAAUGUUCAACCGACAAUGAUAUGUUUAUAACAAAACAAUGGAAUUAUACACAGUUCGUACUUGAGUGUUACGAAACAUUUGGAGCUAAAUUAGGUCCAGAUUGGGCUCUACUGGCUUACGGUGGAAAAAAUUUGCAGUAUUAUUCGAAUAUACUCUUUAGUAAUAGCAUGUUAGAUCCAGGUUCAUGGGGUGGUGUUUACAUGAACAAGUCGAAUGAGACAGAUGAAUCGUUGAUGACUUAUGAAAUUAUCGAUGCUCCACAUCUUGUGGAUCUCAGAGGCUCUGAUACUGCUGAUAAUAAUUAUCUUGUGCAAGCAAGGAACGUGUAUGUUUCAACUUUGAAAAAGUGGCUGAAGUUAGAGUAGAAUAAAACAUUUUAAGAAUGGAACUAAAAGUGGACGGACAGAUUUAAAACAUAAUAAUUGUAUUCUCUAAUUUAAAAACUAAAAAAAUUAGAAAUUCAAAUAAAAAUUUAAUGACUAUUGCAAAGUAAAUUACAUAGUAUUUUAAUUUCGUUCCUAUGUACCUAUGUAGAGGAAAAGAAGGUAAUUUCCAGUAUCAUUUAUAAAAAAAAUGUAAAAAAUAAAUUCUAAAUCGAUAAGGGAUAAAAACAAAAUUAUUUAAGAACAAUAUGUAUUUCUACAACAAAUAUUUGGAUUUAACUAAAAAAUAAACAUUUUGACCUUAAAAUAUAACCUACAGGUAAUUUGGAAUAGGGUAUUCCAAAUUAGCUGCAUGAAAUUUACAAAAGCUAUAACCUAGGAAUACAUCUUCAAAAACCAAUUAAAAACUAAAAAAUGACAGUCUAAUAAUAAUAAAAAUAAUAUUUAUUGACCUUUGAAGAUAUAUCUGUUACGGG